This is a messenger RNA of Cinclus cinclus, 1569 nucleotides long. RefSeq names its product GTP binding protein 6 (putative) (gene GTPBP6). The record is from RefSeq and is a predicted model, not a curated record. The coding region runs from base 1 to 1569 and encodes 522 amino acids. Gene Ontology annotation, molecular function: ribosome binding; GTP binding. Gene Ontology annotation, cellular component: cytoplasm. The transcript has 10 exons. Lineage: Eukaryota; Metazoa; Chordata; Aves; Passeriformes; Cinclidae.
AUGCGGCCCGGCCGCCUCUCGUGGUCGCUGCUCCGCUGCUGGCGGGCGGCGGCGGCUCUGGGCGCGCCCCGGUGCCGCCCGCUGCCCGCCCGCCCGCUCAGCGCCGCCGCCCCGCUCCGGGCCCCCCUGCGCCCGCCGGGCACGGGCGGCGAAGCGCCGGGGAGCGGGGCGGCGGGCGCCGUCGGGGAUGAAGAACGAGAAGAGGAGGAUGAAGAAGAGGAGGAUGAGGCGGCGCUGGAGGAGCUGCUGGGCCCGUCUCCGCUGGCGCCGGGGCCCGGCGCUCAGCGCGUUGCCAUCGUGCACCCCGCGGUCAAGUGGGGCCCGCAGAAGUCACGGCUCACCACGGCUGAAUUACAGAUUGAAGAAGCCGUUGCUCUUGUAGAUACCCUUCAGAACUGGACAGUUUUAGAUAAAACAAUUAUUCCUACAAGAAAUCCCAACAAGAAGUUUGUUUUUGGCAAAGGAAACUUUCAGAUUUUGACAGAAAAGAUUAAAAAAUUGCCCCAUCUGACAGCUGUCUUCUUGAAUGUGGAAAGAAUAUCUUCACUAACAAAGAAAGAGCUAGAACGUGCCUGGGGCGUGCAAGUCUUUGACAGAUACACCGUGGUACUUCACAUUUUUCGCUGUAAUGCCCGGACGAAAGAAGCAAAACUGCAGGUAGCAUUGGCUGAAAUUCCUCUUCUCAGGUCAAAUCUGAAAAACGAGGCGUCUCAGAGAGAUCAGCAGAGAGGUGGUUCACGAUACAUCAUGGGCUCAGGUGAAACAUUUCUAGAAAUACAGAAUCGUGUCUUGAAAGAAAGAGAACUUAAAAUUAGGAAUGCCCUGGAGAAACUAAGGAGAAAAAGGGCUUUACUUAGGACUCAGCGCAGAAAAUGCGAGUUCCCGAUGGUCUCAGUAAUGGGCUAUACCAACUGUGGAAAAACUACUUUGAUCAAAGCCUUGACUGGGGAAGCAGGACUUCAACCCAGGGAUCAGCUGUUUGCCACUCUGGAUAUUACAGCCCAUGCUGGCUAUCUGCCCUCACAUAUGGCAGUUAUUUAUGUUGACACCAUUGGGUUUCUGACGGAUCUUCCACAUAAUCUGGUUGAGUCAUUUUCAGCUACACUAGAAGAAGUGGCUUACUCAGAUCUGAUAGUUCAUGUGAGGGAUAUAACUCAUCCAGAAACUGUCCUCCAGAAAGCAACUGUUCUGUCAGUUCUGAGGAAUCUUGAUCUUCCUAGCCAUUUACUGGACUCAAUGGUAGAAGUUCAUAACAAAGUGGAUUUGAUAGAAAGGUAUAAGCCUGCUGAAGAAAAUGCUUUAGCUGUUUCUGCUCUACACGGGCAUGGUUUAGAAGAACUGAAACAAGAAAUAGAGAAAAAAAUACUGACAGCAACAGGGAAGAAGAUUCUAACAGUUAACAUCAACUUAGAAGGACCUCAGCUAAGUUGGCUCUAUAAAGAAGCAACAGUUCAGGAAGUAGAGGUCAUGCCUGAAGAGGGCACAGCCAGGGUGAAGGUGAUAAUCAGCAGUUCUGCUUUUGGCAGAUACAAAAACCUCUUUCCCAACAGUAAGAUUUUCAUGUCAUGA